This is a messenger RNA of Salmo salar (Atlantic salmon), 3625 nucleotides long. The record is from RefSeq and is a predicted model, not a curated record. Lineage: Eukaryota; Metazoa; Chordata; Actinopteri; Salmoniformes; Salmonidae.
AUCGCCUCUGGUUGCCGCCACUCCACCGUAACGACCGGAGAAACACAAACGUUUUACAAACUCUGUGGGAAACCCAAUGGGGAGAACUGCAGUGGGGUCUUUAUACACGUUCCGGGGCCGCUUCAACUGGUACUUAUAUUUUUCAGAUUCCGGGGCUGGUUCGCUUUCUCUCGAUGUAAUCUGAUCCCGUGCAAGUGUCUUGGAAGCAUCAUCAGCUUUCACAAUUCUAAAAGGGAGGUGACUUGAGCGACCGAAAAACAUACGUUGAAUUCAGCAGGAGUGCACCUGGGAAAUAGACCACGUCAUCCACCAACCUACAGCUAUUGGACUGAGGACCAUUGAGAUGCAUGGCUUGUAAGCAGCCAGCGCCUGCGAUGGCUCACAGGAAGAGGCCAGGGACCAGCGGCUCCAGCUGCAGCAUGGUGGAGCCCCCCGUACGGCCCCCCUGCCCCGCCGCCUACCCCCCAGAGCAGCACAGCCAGGAGCAUGAGGAGGGGCCAGGGGAGGAGGAGGAGGUCCACUACUGCCGCCAGCAGGGCCUGGAGCCAGAGCUGACGGACAGCCGGCCGGACACACCUACUACACCGGAGCCGGAACACGAGCAUGAACACAGCCAUGACCACGAUCACCCAGACUGCCACGGCCAUGAUGACCACAGUCACAGCGACGACCAUGCAGAGUGCCAUGGCCACGACCGCGACCAUGCAGACUGUCACGGUCACAGUCACGACGAUGUAGACUGUCACGACCACGGCCACGUGCACAGUCACAUCAAUGACCACGACCAUGCAGGCUGCCACGGCCACCGUCACGACCACGCUGACAGCCUGGACGGAGACUCCAGCUCUGACUAUGUGAACAACACCUCAGAGGAGGAGGACUAUGAUGAAGGUCUGCCGGAGGAGGACGAGGGCAUCACCUACUACAUCCGCUACUGCCCUGAGGAUGACAGCUACCUGGAGGGCAGCAUGGACUGCAACGAGGCCGAGGCUGACUACACCGCCAGCACCGUGCAGACGUCCGGGCUGAGCCCCCCGGGCGACACAGACGAGUGCCAGGAAGCGGUGGAGGAGUGGGUGGAGGGAGAAGGGGGGGUGGAGGUGGGGGAGGUGCGCUGUGAGGUGGUGGAGCAGGACCCAGAUGAACAGAUCUACGACGAGGAGGAAGAGGAGGAGGUGAGAGCUGGGGUUGCCUACACUGGGGACUACUAUGGCCCAGAGGAGGACAAUGGGAACUCCGUGGUUCACGUACCGCGGUCUCCAUACCGUGGCCGUAAGGUGGUAGUGGAGGGGGAGACAGGGGAGGAGGCGGAGGAGGACAUUGACCAGAUAGUGGCAGAGAUCAAGAUGAGUAUGAGCAUGGGUAGUCUGAGCAGCGGUGGCACUGACCAGAGCCCUGACGAGCUGGUGCAAGACAGUGUACCCAAUGACUACCACGCUCCUGAGGCCCACGCCAAUCCUGAGCCUGCCCCCUACACCCCAACCCCACACCGCCACGACAGCAGACCCAAGUCCCUCAACCUUCCCUCCACACGGCACAACAACCCUGAGCUCCAGAGGGGCUUCAAGGUUCAUUCCCGCACCCCGGAGGAGCGACAGCAGUGGGCUCAAGAACAGAUGACCAACGGUGCAGAGCAGCCCAGGAAACAGCAGCGUUCUGACCUCAACGUGCCGCUGGAGAACAACAAUGUCCCGGAGGAAACAAAGAAGGCUGCAUCUUUCCCCAGCUUUGUUGAUGUUCCAGGGCCCUGUGAGCCAGAAGAUCUUAUUGAUGGCAUCAUCUUUGCUGCUAACUACCUGGGCUCCACCCAGCUGCUCUCUGAGAGGAACCCGUCCAAGAACAUCCGCAUGAUGCAGGCCCAGGAGGCUGUCAGCCGGGUCAAGAGGGUUCAGAAGGCUGCCAAAAUCAAGAAAAAGGCGAGCCCAGAGGGGGACGCACAGACACUGACAGAGGUGGACCUCUUCAUCUCCACCCUGAGGAUCAAAGUGCUCAACGCAGACACACAGGAAACUAUGAUGGACAACGCCCUGCGCACCAUCUCCUACAUAGCUGACAUUGGGAACAUCGUGGUGCUGAUGGCGAGACGCCGCAUGCCGCGCACAGCCUCCCAGGACUGCAUCGAGACCACACCUGGCGCCCCAGAGGCCAAGAAACAGUACCGGAUGAUCUGCCACGUCUUUGAGUCUGAGGACGCCCAGCUCAUAGCCCAGUCGAUUGGGCAGUCAUUUAGUGUGGCUUACCAGGAGUUCCUGAGGGCCAACGGCAUCAACCCAGAGGACCUGAGUCAGAAGGAGUACAGUGACAUCAUCAACACGCAGGAGAUGUACAACGAUGACCUCAUCCACUUCUCAAACUCUGAGAACUGCAAAGAGCUGCAGCUGGAGAAGCAUAAGGGAGAGAUCCUGGGCGUGGUCAUAGUGGAGUCUGGCUGGGGCUCCAUCCUGCCCACGGUCAUCCUGGCCAACAUGAUGAAUGGUGGGCCGGCCGCCCGCUCCGGGAAGCUCAGCAUCGGAGACCAGAUCAUGUCCAUCAACAACACCAGCCUGGUGGGGCUGCCGCUCGCCACCUGUCAGGGAAUCAUCAAGGGCCUGAAGAACCAGGUGCAGGUGAAGCUGAACAUUGUGAGCUGUCCCCCUGUCACCACCGUGCUCAUCAAGAGACCAGACCUCAAGUACCAGCUGGGCUUCAGCGUCCAGAAUGGGAUUAUCUGCAGCCUGAUGCGUGGGGGUAUUGCUGAGCGGGGGGGUGUCCGGGUUGGCCACCGCAUUAUUGAGAUCAAUGGCCAAAGCGUGGUGGCUACAGCGCAUGAGAAGAUUGUCCAAGCCCUCUCAAACUCUGUGGGCGAGAUUCACAUGAAGACAAUGCCAGCGGCCAUGUUCAGACUCUUAACAGGACAGGAGACUCCUAUGUAUAUAUAAACCAAGGACAGAUCCUAUUGUCCUCCACAGAGGAGCUGUAAGCAGCGGUUGUUUACAGUCCAGUUGGAGAGUUCUGGGUGGACAAGACUAGCAGACCAAUGAGUGUCUGAGGAUGGCUAGUGAGCCAGAGAGGUUUUCUUUCUUACUGUUGUGUCGCUGACUUAUUCUUUUUUUCCUCCAUCUUUUUUUGAGCUAACAUUCAUUCAACUGACACUCCCGGUAUUUUGCUGAUGUUAAUACUAAAGACGGUCAUCUGGGCAGAAGGUGUUUACGUUAUUUAUUUGUGUUGUUUGUGUUUUUUGGACACCUCACAAUGUAUAUUUUUAUAUUCAUAUCAUGCCAUAUUGUACCUGCAUAUUGUUUCAUUUAGUUUUCUUUGUUGUAUUUAAUUUUCAUGUAAAUACAUAUUUUGCUAAUGUGUUGGAAGUAAUGGGGAAGGGCCGUGGUUGCUUUGUAAAUAUUUAUUGACUUUUCCUGCUGGUUUGAUAGCAGGGAAGAGAGCCCUUGACCGCUAAAGGACGAUUGAAAUCGUGCUGUCAAUAUAGUUUAGAUGGACAAUAAAAGGGAAUUUGGGAGUGACUUGGGUAGUAUAAUUUUGUUAUAUACAGUACCAGUCAAAAGAUUGGACACACCUACUCAUUCAAGGGUUUUUCUUUAUUUUUACUAUUUUCUACAUUGUAGAAUAACAGUGAACACAUCAAAACUAU